Eleginops maclovinus (Patagonian blennie) is the source of this 4310-nucleotide messenger RNA. RefSeq names its product oxysterol-binding protein-related protein 11-like. Gene Ontology annotation, molecular function: sterol binding. Lineage: Eukaryota; Metazoa; Chordata; Actinopteri; Perciformes; Eleginopidae. Gene Ontology annotation, cellular component: cytosol; membrane; intracellular membrane-bounded organelle. Bases 561 to 2693 code for a protein of 710 amino acids. The transcript has 13 exons. The record is from RefSeq and is a predicted model, not a curated record.
AAAUCACUAAUUUAAUCUGAAACAAAGUUAAUAAACUUUAGGGAAAUUCUAGACGAGUUCUCCUGAAAUAUCUGAAUCUAUGAGCUCGUUUUAAUUUAGUUAUUCAUUAUUUUUGGUCUUAUGUAAUUGUCGUUCAAUGGUAUCAUAAUAUACUCUAGUUAUGUGUUAAAUGAAGGUUUAACUUGUGUUUUUGUUUACCUGAGUGUGUUGUGCUCUUGUCAAUAAAGAAAAGAAAUCGAUACAGGAAGCUCGCGCUUGAGAGCUAAUCACAUGACUGGUUUCCUGCCAGGCAGUAAAUAUCAGGCGAGCUAGCAUCCACAGGCUAACUGACUACUCCCAGAAUUAGCACAAUUGAAAAUGUUUUCUCUUUCGUUAUUCAAUUUACCCAGUUAACAGCGUCUGUCGGGGUGUGGAGGUUUUAAUCAGCGAUGCACUGGCUGCUUGUGGUAUAAGGCUUUACUCAAUUAAAUCUGUGGUGACUUAGCUUAGCUAGCUUCCCAGGUUAGCUUAACGCUAGCAAGCUGAGUUAGCGUCUGAAGGAGGCUUCGUUGCUUGUGAUUAUGCAAGGGGAAACCACGGCUAUACGAAUCACGGAAAAUGAAGGAAAGCUGGAUGUAUUACCCCAGAACAGGACCCCAAGCUCGGGGAGAGCAAGUGCCAAAAGCUGGCAGUAUAGUGACCACAUGGAGAAUAUCGAUGGCUACUUGAUGAAAUACACCAACCUUGUAACAGGGUGGCAAUACAGGUUCUUCGUCUUAAACAAUGAGGUGGGCUUGCUGGAGUACUUUGUCAAUGAGCAGUCGCGACAACAGAAGCCCCGGGGUAUGCUCCCCCUGGCAGGGGCCGUCAUCUCCCCCAGCGAUGAGGACUCGCAUACCUUCACUGUCAACGCCAUCAGCGGGGAGCAGUACAAGCUCAGGGCCACCGAUGCCAAAGAGAGACAGCACUGGGUGAGCCGUCUGCAGAUCUGCACACAGCACCACACAGAGGCCAUGGGGAAGAGUAACCCCCCGCCCAAGUCCCGGAGCUACUCCAUGGCGUCCCAGGGGAGUGGCAGCUCACCGAUGUCCAUGCGGCGGCCCAGCCAAAACCCUGCGGCGCAUUACAGCUGGCAGGCCAACAAGGGCUCGUCGCUCUACUCCAGCAAGAGGUCCCUGCUGCCAGACCACCUGAUGGAUGCCAGAGAGAUGAUGACCCAGGCGCAGGGCCAGCACAGAGACCUUAUCCAGAGCAUCGAAGGUCUGCCUGCGGCCCCCGGCUUCUCCCCUCUAGACCAGGAUCUGCUGAUGCUCAAGGCCACCUCCAUGGCCACCAUGAACUGCCUCAAUGAGUGCCUACACAUCCUGCACCUGCAGCAGGUGGCCAGACUGAGAGGCUCCCUUGGAGGACCCACCAUCGAGUGGCUGGAGCCCAAGCUGCCAGACAUCCUGAAGAACGGCAGCUCUCUGGACAGCUUCACCGCAGGAGAGGGCCCCCUGGAGGAGGGCCGCUCGGAGCUCAGCAGCCCAGAGUCCGGCAGCUUCUCUGGGGAACAGGAGGACAUCGAUGCAGAGGAUGAAGCGGAGGACUCUCUCACCGAUAAGGAGGAGGACCUGGGCGCUGUGGAGGAGGAGCGCAGCGUCAUCCUACACCUGCUGUCCCAGCUGAAGCUCGGCAUGGACCUCACGCGGGUGGUCCUCCCCACCUUCAUCCUGGAGAAGCGCUCCCUGCUGGAGAUGUACGCUGACUUCAUGUCCCACCCGGACCUCUUUGUGACCAUCACGGACGGCAGCAGCCCGGAGGACCGCAUGGUCCGCUUCGUAGAGUACUACCUCACCUCCUUCCACGAGGGCCGCAAGGGCGCCAUCGCCAAGAAGCCCUACAACCCCAUCAUCGGGGAGACCUUCCACUGCUCCUGGAAGGUCCCCAGGGAGCCCUCGCAGGGGGGCCCCGACCCUGCCGCCUCCCCGGACCCCUACCAAGUGCGCUUUGUGGCUGAGCAGGUGUCCCACCACCCCCCUGUGUCUGGCUUCUACGCUGAAUGCCAGGAGAGGCGGAUGUGUGUGAACACUCAUGUGUGGACAAAGAGCAAGUUCAUGGGGAUGUCCAUCGGUGUGUCCAUGAUAGGGGAAGGUUGUCUUUAUUUGCUCGAGCACGAUGAAGAGUACACCUUCACGCUGCCUUGUGCAUAUGCACGCUCCAUCCUCACUGUUCCCUGGGUGGAGCUGGGCGGCAAAGUCAACAUCAGCUGCGCCAAGUCGGGAUACUCAGCAGUCAUCACUUUCCAGACCAAACCCUUUUACGGUGGCAAACUACACAAGGUAACAGCGGAGGUGAAGCACAACACCACCAAUGCGGUGGUGUGUCGUGUGCAGGGCGAGUGGAACGGGGCUCUGGAGUUCAUCUACACUAGCGGAGAGACGAGGACGGUGGACGUCACCAAGCUGCCCGUUACCAAGAAGAGCGUCCGGCCGGUUGAGAAGCAGGGACCCACUGAAUCCAGGCGUCUGUGGCAGCACGUGACCGAGGCCUUGCGGCUGAAAGAUAUAGAGAAAGCCACGGAGCACAAGAGGAUCCUGGAGGAAAGGCAGAGGACGGAGGAGCGGCACCGGGCUGAGACGGAGACCGCUUGGAGGACCAGAUACUUUGACAGAGAGGGUGAAGGCUGGGUCUACCACAAGCCACUUUGGAAAACCUCUGCAUUCAAAACCUAGUUCCUUCAGUCUGUAUCUUGGAUGUUGAUAUUGUAGAUUAAAGUGUGUGUGUGUGUGUGUGUGUGUGUGUGUGUGUGUGUGUGUGUGUGUGUGUGUGUGUGUGUGUGUGUGUGUGUGUGUGUGUGUGUGUGUGUGUGUGUGUGUGUGUGUGUGUGUGUGUGUGUGUGUGUGUGUGUGUGUGUGUGUGUGUGUGUGUGUGUGUGUGUGUGUGUGUGUGUGUGUGUGUGUGUGUGUGUGUGUGUGUGUGUUGCACUGAUGGACAGAUGAAUGCAACAGAAGGACAGUAAGACAGCAUGAAGCUUCUGGAGUCUCCCUCUGGAGUCUCCCUCUGGAGUCUCCCUCUGGAGUCUCCUCUGGAGUGCUCCCCGGUCAGCUGUUUUUUUAUAAUCCAAUGUCAAUGAAAACAUAUUCUUGUACAGAUAACGGUUCUCUAUCUCCAAGGCCUUAACAUAGUCUGUUUCUGCUGAUCAACAUGGAUACAGUUCUUCUUCUUUCUUCAAGCUUUGGUAUCACACUUAAAAACCUUCCCUGUAAGAAGAUAUCAACACAACAGGAACUAAUUGGAAUACUGCCUGAUAAAUGUAACGCUGUGAAGAGUUGUAGUUUAGUGUACUGGAAUGUAAUGGAACAUCUGAUCUAUCUAAAACCUACUCGUGACUAAAUGAGCAAUCAAACACUUUUAGAUACUAGCUUUGGAGUUUAACAGAUACUGUGACUACCAACCAAUUAAAUCUCUUUAAAGCGCAAAGACGUGUAAAGUUAGCAGAACUGAUUGUGUUCAAACACACCACUCACACUUUUAACCCCAGAACUGUACCCAGAACAGAAACCUCUUUCAGUUAGUUUUUUAAUGUGCACAGUUCAACAAAUAGUCCAGCACUUUUCCUCCAGUCUUUAUGCUAAGCUACGCUACCUGCUAGCUGUAGCUUCAUAUUGAAAGGAGUGGUAUCGAUCUUCUUAUCCACCUCUCUCUAAGAAAGUGAAUCAUGCACGAGUUUAAUGCAAUAUUUGUAAAGCAGGAGUUCCGUCUCUAAGCACUGGGAUGUUUAGGACAUGACGAAGAAUGCAUUUUAACACUGGAUCAGGUACACCAUGGGACGAGUAAACUGAACCUUAUGUGUGAAAUUGGUGGAAUGACCUUUUAUCCAGAGAAUGCUUACCGUGAUAAUGAUUCAAUGUGUUCACACUACAAUUUCCAAAAUGAUUAUUCGAUUUGGUUUGAAAUAGUGUGCAUUUAGAUGUACUUAUUGAAGAGGAUACUUUAAAUGCAAUGUUCUUUGAUGCUGUAAUGAUAUUGGUGUGUUGACUAAGACACUGCUGGAAUGGCACGUCAUACACUAGCUGACAAAUAACCACAUUUUAAAUACUGAUUGAGUCACAUGUGAAUGCAACUAAAUAUUGCCCCCCCGAUGAUUCACGUCUUCUUUAUAGUCCUGUGCUUUUGCAGAGGAUGGAGAUAUCCCUUGAUGCAUGGUGGAAGUCUCUCUGUUCACAUUGACUGCAGCAACUAUAAUACUCGUGUCUGCAUUACCUACAUUUAUAACAGUGUUGAAAAAGCUUUUAACCAAAUUUGCUUUUUUUGUAAUGCAAAUAAAUAUUAUUUUCUUUGAAUGCGAA